GAAACACUAAUAAUCGGUAACAGUGAAAUUUCCAAAUCAUUUAGGGUGGGAAGGGGAGUAAGACAGGGAGAUUCUCUCUCUCCCUUGUUGUAUAUUCUGGCAUUCGAACCCCUUCUUACACAGCUCAAGAAAAACCUAGGAGGAAUUCCUUUAGCUACUCAACAUUUCAAAUUCGCAGCAUACACCAAUGACUUAUCAAUUAGAAUUGGAUCUCUUACAGACUGGGAAUCAUUAAACAACACAAUUGAGGUCUAUGAGAAAGCAUCUAAUGCAAAA
Molecule: messenger RNA, 276 nt
Organism: Dentiscutata heterogama
Lineage: Eukaryota; Fungi; Glomeromycota; Glomeromycetes; Diversisporales; Gigasporaceae
Source: the annotation of a GenBank genome assembly